This is a messenger RNA of Biomphalaria glabrata, 3985 nucleotides long. RefSeq lists its product as uncharacterized. The coding region runs from base 445 to 1317 and encodes 290 amino acids. The transcript has 3 exons. The record is from RefSeq and is a predicted model, not a curated record. NCBI's taxonomy places the organism in Eukaryota, Metazoa, Mollusca, Gastropoda, Planorbidae.
CAUGUUGUUAUAAAUAUAAAUCUCCCUUCGUGCACUUAUCAUGGCCCUUAUCUAUAUGAUUGAACUUUGAAUAACUUUUUUAAAGAGAGUUUUUUUGUUUUUAUGCUGUCAACUUAUGUUUUUUUACGACUAGAUCUACGUUUAUUUGCUGAAAUGAUAAUAAUAAUAUAGACAUAGAAUUCUCGAUAUCUAGAUCUAGAUCUAGAGAUCUAAAUCUUGUCAUACCUAUAUAGUCAUACUGAUACGAUACAAAGUUUAUUGGUCCAAUUAGGCCUACAUCAAAUGGUCUAUAUCUACUUACAUAAUGAUAAGUUUAAAGUUACAUUCAUUUUAAUAUUCAUAGCGACUUGAUCAGAGUUCUAGAUCUAGACUCUAGCUAAAAAGUAAGAGUAGCUAAAUUCAAAAUUGUUAAUAAUUAAUAGUUAAUUCUAUCUAGAAGACAAGAUGACUUCAGUUGUAACUAGGCUUGGAACAAACUUUUCAAGGAUUAUCCAACAGAUCAAUUGUAAACAAACAGUUUUAUCUCCAAAUAAAACUAGAGUUUUCAUACCUGGUGGCUUUCCUUAUGAAGCCUUCAAUCCUAGAGCAUGCAUCACUCCAUGGAGCUUAAUCAAAAUGGUUGAGUGUGCCAGAGGCGCAAGCUUCUCUGCCAAUUUUCUAAAUGCCCAAGAACUUUAUAAAAACUAUUUCAUCUUUAUUGUCUCCACAUCAACAGCAGUUUCCCCUGACCUGUACGACCUGUCUGUCACCAAAGGACCACUCGUGCAGGAUGUAACUUUAGACUACGUAGGGAACACAAGCUUCAAACUAACAACAGUCAUGAGCAUCGAAGGCAUGAAGAAUCCAAUCUGCGAAAACCAAACUCAGUCUGUUUUUGUGAACAUCAACACAAGAAAACCUGCCCCGCCACCAGAAUGGUGGACUCAAAAGUAUUCCCUUGGUUUGAACAAUAAAGAGCCCCUGAAAUUAGUGCACCCAGAACCACCUUCAGGAGAAACGAUUCAAAAGAUUCAUCUUGAGGUUCCAGCCAGUGAUGUAGAUCCCUACUUACAUGUCAAUUGGUCCAAUUACAUUAAAUACUUCUACGAGUCUUACAUUCAGUACGAACUGAGAAAAAAAAGUUUGAAAGACGCCAAUCAUUUGUUCAGAAAUAUCAAAAACUUUUCGGUGUCGUACAUUCAUGAAUCCAACAUUGGGGAUAAACUGAGCAUCAAGUUAUGGGAGGACAUAAACGCUCAAAAUUGUUAUCAUUUCCAAUUGUUAAAAGGUCAAAAGGUUGUGAAUGAAAGUAGUAUAGAGUUUUUCCCAGUUGUAUGACACACAAAGACCAAUAAUGGAAAUUAAAAUGUUAAUAAAUUUUUGGAUCUAUUGCAAAAACAUCUAUUUAUUUAAUGUGUCAGUCCAUUCCAUGAGCUCAUUGGAGUUCUUACCUUACUUGUACUUUGCAUUCUAAUGCUCUUACAUGUCUGGAAGUUUACAUAAUAAUAAUAAGGCUUUUCUUUGAGUCUGCGACUUUAAAGAGUUAUCAUUUUUUCAGACUCUGUUUAGGUUAAUCAUUUUGUGGGCUAGUUGUAUAAAAUACUGUUUCAAAGUUGACAUGAUGAUUGAGAAAUUGUUUUUGUCAUUGUCAAAUGACUGUGAUAAGAAUGAAUUUUAACAUGUAUUUCUUGUUUUUCAAACAUGUUUUUAAGCAACAUUUAAACAUAACUUAAUUUUACUAAAAGUGAUGCAGAUAUUUUAUUGUGUAUCAGUUGUAACAGAAAGUAUUUUCAAGUUCACAGAAUUAAUUUUUUUUCUUCAUUAUUUUCUUUAGUGCCCCCCAAGGGAAAAAUCUGUUAUCAUUUUUGUUUAGGUCUCUGACAAUAAAAGUAGAUACAAUGACUAUUUUUGGUCUUAGGUUGCAAACUUUUUUUCUUUUUCGUACAAAUGCACCAUUUUAAAAACAACUCUUAAAAGGAAAUAGAAAAGUUAUGAGUGGGAUGUGCCACUUAAGAAAAUGCAAUUUUUUUUUUGGUAACAUUGAUACAUUAUAUAAGUUUUAUUAUUUGUUAAUUCUGUGACCAUUCAUUUCAUCUUUGAGCACUUCAUCCCCAAUUAAAUAUUUUUUUAGUCAUAAUGUAAUUGUGCUGUUCAGGCUUUGACUUUAAGCACUUAUUUCAUCUAAUAUAUAAAUAUUUUUUAGUAAUAAUGCUUUUUGAAAUGUUUAACAUGUUGUAGUGUUUAUAGUUUUCCCCUCCAUUCUUCAUACUUGCUGAGAAAUGAACUAAUAUAUGUAGAAAAGUAGAUAUAAUUUAUAAAGUAGAUAUAUUGUUUCUGUUUGAUGUAGGGAUGUCAAUAUUAUCCUGUGCACAUUGCAUGAUGUUAUUAAUGAUCAAAGGCCUAGGUGUGGUGGAAGUAUUGAAAAUCUUUUUGAGACAUAGAAGUACGAUUACAUUACUUAUGAUCAUGCUGAUGAUAACUUAUCUCCUGAAGGCCAUCUUUUUUUGUCAAAUGUUUUUUCUUGAAUAUGGGCAUGCCAUUUCAAAGCCUGAUAUAAUGGUUUAUUUCUUAUAAUAAAUGCUGGAUUCAACCAUCCUCUGUAACUGAUUCAUAUGGCCUAAGUUGUUUUUUAUCCCUGUUAUAACGUUAUAGUUAUACAUUGUGGUACUAAAGAACAUCCAAGGAAAAAUAUGCAACACUGGCCAAAAAAAACAAACGAUGUACAGCAAUAUCAAUCAAUGGAUCAUCUUCUGUACCUACUAUCAAAAGGAAUCUUGUUGAUUUCAAUUAACAUGCAAAAUCAAUUUUUACAUUAGCUCUAUAUCUAUGGAUGUUAAAUUUUUAUAUUUUUUGAUAGCAUUAAAUUUCAUUUUUAUUUAAUGUGUCACACUUUUUGCCAUGUAAAUGAAAAUAAAUAUCUGAAAUAUGGUUAAUUUCAUACUUUUUACAAUUAUUAUUUGUUGGACCAGAGGAUGAAAUGACUGGGGAUGAAGUGACUGGAGUUUAUGGUAUUCACACCUGAAGAUUUCCUAUACCUCUGAUAAAGUUCUUUACAUUCACCAUUACUAUUAUAAAAGGGCACUAUUGAUGACAUAUUUAGUCAUCUGUUAAAAAAAAAAAAAGGCUAAUGGUAAUGAAAUCUUGUGUCAAUUCCAUGUUUGUUGCUAAAAAUGUCUAAAAACUUGCCUUUUGACCUGUAAAAAAGAAAGUAAAGUUCCCCUUUCCGACCUUGUGGUCUAGGGCAGAUGAUGCAAAAAUCAUCUGAUUCUGUGGCCUACAGUUAACAAGGGUGUCAUGUAGCCAGCACAACGACCAACCGCCUUUACUUUUCCCAACUAAUGUCAGGUACCCAUUAGAGCUGGGUAGACUCAGAGGCGCCCGAAGAUCCCGAAAUUAAAAAUACCAGUCUUGAUUCGAACUCCGGUUCGGUAGCCAAUCGCUUUUACUGCUCAGCCACCAUGUGUCCCUUUUGACCUGUAGUGCUUACUAAACAGUGGACCUUGAAGGGCCACCAACAAGUUUUAUCUUGUCCAGAGGUUUAUUCGUUGGUACAUAAUGUGGAGUAUCUGCACAAAUUAAAAACAGUUCUGAAAUGUCAUGAUGAGAUUUACAAAGUAAAGACUUCAUAUUAAGAAUGUGGUACUUGAUCUGUCAAUAUAUAAUGAAAACCAGAAAAUAAUUUGUAAAACAUAUUUAUUAAAGGUUUAGUCUCAUUCUGAUUGUAUAAAAUGAAGGCAAAAAAAAAGCAAUUCAUUUCCACAAGAUAAUUAACUAAAGAUUCAAUCUCAACAUUUUAAGAAAGAAGUACAUGUCACAAUGUCAGGCAAACUGUUGCACAUAACAUUUUCUGAUUUUUAAAAACAAGGUAAGGUCAUUCAAAUAUUUGAUUAGUACUUUUUUUUUUAAUACCUAGGUGAAAUUAUUUGGUGAAGUUGAUAAUAAAUUUUAAGUGUGUUUUUCUAUUGAUAAAAGUUAUUAAAAAAAAAAAAAAGAAACAAGUUCACAA